This is a messenger RNA of Aspergillus ibericus CBS 121593, 768 nucleotides long. RefSeq lists its product as uncharacterized. NCBI's taxonomy places the organism in Eukaryota, Fungi, Ascomycota, Eurotiomycetes, Eurotiales, Aspergillaceae. The record is from RefSeq and is a predicted model, not a curated record. The transcript has 2 exons. Bases 1 to 768 code for a protein of 255 amino acids. Gene Ontology annotation, cellular component: cytoplasm.
AUGGCGUCCGCUGUUCUUCCGGCCUGUGCGACUUCUCACCAGUCCUCCUUCUCCCGGUAUCCUCCUAAUCUGAUGGACAUGGACGUGGAAAUGGACAAUCUUGCUCACUACCAACACUACCUCGCUCAUUCCCCAACUCGGCGGUCGUUGAAUCGCCAACGUUCUACGUCUUUCCCAUCGGUUUACUACUCGGGCUCUCCUGAGCAUCAUCCGGUCGACCAACGACGGAGGAAGCAGAGUCCUGUCUCUCAGCACGGUCCUCGACGCCACCGCCAUGGCAGCCCUUCUCGCCCCCAGCAGACCAGAUACUCGCGGCACUCGAUGCUGGUCAACCCGGAUGUCAUCGACCGUCUGGAUAGCGCCAGUCUUUAUCAGUACCACCAUGAGGGGCCGUACGAUGCUGUGUACGCGGAGAGGAACUACAAUACCAAGCAGAGCCCGGUCGAGGCCGUCAAACACUCCAACGCAGAAGCCUUGAAGGCCACUCCGAAAGACAAAAUCAGAGACUGCGUCGAUAGUCACCGUCCCCUCGACGGUGUGGCGUUCUAUCCUCCGGGUCACACAGACAUGGAGGGCCGCACCUACGAAUACGAGGAGGGCACGAACAUGAUGAACGACUAUGGAAACUUUAUGCGUUGUCCGGGUCAGAAAUUCACCGAUGAAGAUUUCAAAAACGACCCCUUUUACAACAUGCCCCAUCCCAAGCCGUUCGCUUCUCUCCGAAAGGCGCUCAGUCUCCGCCGUCGCAAGCGCCGUGGAACUUCUUAA